CUGUGUAGCUGUGAGCCUUUCCUGGAUCUCGCUCUGUAGACCAGGCUGGCCUCGAACUCAAAGAGAUCCGCCUGCCUCUGCCUCCCGAGUGCUGGGAUUAAAGGCGUGUGCCAUGAUCACCUGGCUCACAAUUUACUUUCUUACCAGCAGCGUUUAAGAACGGCUGUACUCGGGGCUGAGGAUUUAGCUCAGUGGUAGAGCGCUUGCCUAGCAAGCACAAGGCCCUGGGUUUGGUCCUCAGCUCCGGAAAAUUUAAAAAAAAAAAAAAAAAGAAUGGGUGUACUCUUUACCUAUACCAAGACCUACAACUUUUAGGCUUUAUAAUAUUGCCUAUUGAAAGAAUCAGAGGUAACUGUUAUUGUGGUUUUAACAUCACUGCGGCUCAGAGACUGAGCAUGUUUUCGUGCGUGUUUUAGAAAGAAUUUGUUGUUGUUUUGAGGUAGGCUCUCAUUAUGGAGCACUGACUGACCUCAAACUCACUCCUGACUUGUCCUCUCAGUACUGAGACUGCAACUGUGUCCCACCACGCCCGAGUGAGGGGACUGCAGCUUUGUGCCACCACACCCAGCUUCAUGUGUCCAGUGAACUCGUCUGUCAGUUACCCAGCUACAUAUUUUGUUUACCUUCCAAAUUGAGUAUUUAUUCAUUAUUGGUCUAUAGAAAUCUUUUAUAAAUUCUAUGUGCUAAUUCUUUACAGUUAAAGGGUUGUAUUUACAUCAGCACAUUGCUGCUCUUAACAUUUCAUCAAUGAUGCCUUCUGAUUGACAAGUUCAAGAUUUCUGUGUGGUGGCCUCAGUCAAGACUUCAAUUAUGCUUUAGAUUUGCUUUAAGAAACACUUUCCUCUCCAAAGCCCAUUCAUGUCUUUCCCCAUAUGUAUGUCUUACCAUUGGGGCUUUCCUUUUCCAGCCACUUUGCCUGUGUAUUUAUUUAUCUCAGUGGUACUUUGGAUUGACCCUAGGGCGUGGUAGGCAGGUGCCUAACACUGAGCUGUACCUCCGGUUCUUUGCUGUUGUUACUUGUACCCUAAACUAGGGUUGUGCUAACCUGAUCAAGCAGGACUUAAAUCUGUGAUCCUUCUACCCCAAGCUUCAGAAUAGCUGAGCUUAUAGGCAUCAUCACCACGACCAACUGUACCUUCAUGUUUAAAAUGUGUCUCUCAUAGGCAGCAUAUCAUGGGAUCUUGCUUUUCUACUAACAGUCUCUGUAUAUCUAAUAUGAUUAUUGGUAUGCUUUAGUUUAAAUCUAUUAACUUGCUUUUUUUCUGUCUUCCAUUUAGCUCUUAUGGUUGUAGUUUGUUUUUAAAUUUUUCCUUUCCUUAUUGUCUGCUUUUUAGGUGUUUGUGGGGUAGUCUACUAUUCAGUGUCGUUCCCCCCACCACCACCACCAUGGCUUCUUAGCUUACACCUUACUUUGGUGCCUUUUUCUAGAAUUUAUGCUGUCCCGUGGUUUAUAGCACAAUGGUGCUAUUGAGUGCUCAUUUCUUCUUUCUUCAAGGGGAGCAUUUCUGUUUUAGACUUCUCAGAUACUUGCUACUAUCAAUUCCAGCGGACACACGUGCACCAAAUAGGUACAGGGAUGGGGCUAGGUGUUUCAGUACGGCUGUUAGCGAGAGAGACAUGAAGCCCACAGUCUGUUUGGGUAAAAAGGAAAAUUUCUCAGCAAAGCAGAGGUGUAAUUUGAGCCUCAGAGUCUGGACAGGAAUUGGACAAGUGAAGGAGGGGCCAGAUUGCUCCAGGUGUGUGCACAAAGACCCAGCAACAGUAGGAGGGAUUGGCACUUUGUUCAGGGGACAUAAAUACAUUUAGCCUGGCUGGAGCAGACUGUGAGAUUGUACAUGUGGAGGGGUAGGGCUCAUAUUAGCAAAAGGUUUAGCAACUUUGGAAAUUUCUGUUUUCUGAUUGAAUUAGGAUUCUGGAGCUGUGUCUGUGGUAUUCUGGUCAUUAAUAUUCAUUAACUGAAUGAAGAGAUUUUUGAGCAGAUCUACUGCACAUAAAACAUGUGCCUCUCCCAUCCGAUUUCAUGUUUCAGUUUCUGCUUGGAUUUUUCCUGUUUUAAUAAAGCAGUUUUUGUUUUCAGAUUUUGUUGUGAGGGGAAAAAAGGUAUAUCGUUCCAGAGGCAUGCCUCUUGUGAUAUAGGACACGUAAGCCAUUUUUCCAGGGUUACCGCCGGAAGAAGAGGAGCAAGCUUCAGUUUCCCCAAGUCUGGACUGCCGCAAACAAGGCUCUGCCAUUCUUAGGAGUGAAACCGUCCCAAAGCCAAGAGCCUAGGGCUCCUGGAUACCAUCAGGAUGGUGGGUGAAGGCCCCUACCUCUUCUCAGACCUGGAUCGGCGAGGCCAGAGGAGAUCCUUUUUUGAGAGAUAUGAUCCCAGCCUGAAAACCAUGAUCCCAGUGCGACCCUGUGCAAGGUUGGCACCCAAUCCUGUGGAUGAUGCUGGCCUGCUGUCCUUUGCCACAUUUUCCUGGCUCACACCUGUGAUGAUUCAAAGUUACAAGCACACGCUGACUGUGGAGACCCUGCCCCCACUAUCACCAUAUGAUUCAUCUGACAUCAACGCCAAGAGAUUUCAAAUCCUCUGGGAUGAAGAAAUUAAGAGGGUGGGGCCGGAGCAGGCCUCUCUGGGCCGCGUGGUAUGGAAAUUCCAGAGGACUCGGGUGCUGAUGGAUGUUGUAGCCAACAUCCUGUGCAUCAUCAUGGCAGCCUUGGGGCCGACAGUUCUCAUUCACCAAAUCCUUCAGCAUAUUACCAGCAUUUCCUCCGGACAUAUCGGGGUUGGCAUCUGCUUGUGUCUGGCCCUUUUUGCCACCGAGUUUACCAAAGUCCUCUUUUGGGCCCUUGCCUGGGCCAUAAAUUACCGUACAGCGAUUCGAUUGAAGGUGGCUCUCUCCACACUAGUUUUCGAAAACCUACUGUCCUUCAAGACGUUGACUCACAUCUCUGCGGGUGAGGUGCUCAAUAUACUAUCAAGUGAUAGUUAUUCCUUGUUUGAGGCUGCCUUAUUUUGUCCCUUGCCAGCCACCAUCCCCAUCCUAAUGGUCGUUUGUGCGGUGUAUGCCUUUUUCAUUCUGGGGUCCACAGCUCUUGUCGGGAUAUGCGUGUACAUUAUAUUCAUUCCCAUCCAGAUGUUUAUGGCCAAACUCAAUUCAGCUUUCCGAAGAUCAGCAAUUUCAGUGACAGACAAGCGAGUUCAGACAAUGAAUGAGUUUCUGACCUGCAUCAAGCUGAUUAAAAUGUACGCCUGGGAGAAAUCUUUUAUGAACACCAUUCACGAUAUAAGAAAGAGAGAAAAACAUUUACUGGAAAGGGCUGGAUAUGUCCAAAGUGGAAACUCAGCCCUGGCUCCCAUUGUGUCUACAAUAGCCAUCGUAUCAACUUUCACCUGCCACAUCUUCCUGAACCGCAAGCUCACUGCUCCUGUGGCAUUUAGUGUGAUUGCCAUGUUUAAUGUAAUGAAGUUUUCAAUUGCAAUCUUGCCUUUCUCGGUCAAAGCAGUGGCCGAAGCCAGUGUCUCUCUAAAGAGAAUGAAGAAAAUUCUCAUAGCUAAGAGUCCCCCAUCCUACAUCACCCAACCAGAAGACCCAGACACUAUCUUGCUUUUAGCAAAUGCCACCCUGACAUGGGAACAAGAAAUCAACAGAAGUGACCCACCGAAGGCACAAGACCAGAAAAGGCGUAUUUCCAAGCAACAGAGGUCAGAGCUAUACAGUGAGCAAAGCCCAUCAGCGCAGGGGGUUGCUAGCCCGGAGUGGCAAAGUGGCAGCCCCAAGUCAGUUCUUCACAACAUCAGCUUUGUGGUGAGAAAGGGGAAGGUCUUGGGAAUAUGUGGGAAUGUUGGAAGUGGGAAGAGUUCCCUUAUCUCAGCUCUCCUAGGACAGAUGCAGUUGCAGAAAGGGGUCGUGGCUGUCAAUGGACCUUUGGCUUAUGUUUCUCAGCAAGCGUGGAUCUUUCAUGGAAAUGUGAGGGAGAACAUACUGUUUGGAGAGAAGUACAAUCACCAAAGGUAUCAGCACACAGUUCAUGUCUGUGGUCUCCAGAAGGACUUGAACAGCCUUCCUUAUGGAGACCUGACUGAGAUUGGAGAGCGGGGUGUCAACCUCUCUGGGGGACAGAGGCAGAGGAUCAGCCUGGCCCGUGCUGUGUAUGCCAACCGUCAACUCUACCUGCUGGACGACCCACUCUCAGCUGUGGAUGCCCAUGUGGGGAAGCAUGUCUUUGAGGAGUGCAUUAAGAAGGCACUCAAGGGAAAGACUGUUGUCCUGGUUACCCACCAGUUGCAGUUCCUGGAGUCUUGUGAUGAGGUCAUUUUGUUGGAAGAUGGAGAGAUUUGUGAAAAGGGCACCCACAAGGAGUUGAUGGAAGAGAGGGGGCGCUAUGCAAAGCUGAUUCACAACCUCCGGGGAUUGCAAUUCAAGGAUCCGGAGCACAUUUACAAUGCAGCCAUGGUGGAGACCCUGAAGGAGAGCCCAGCUCAGAGAGACGAAGACACUGUCUUGGCUUCAGGUGAUGAGAAAGAUGAAGGAAAAGAACCUGAAAUGGAAGAAUUUGUAGAUACAAAAGCUCCUGUGCACCAGCUUGUCCAGACUGAGUCUCCUCGAGAAGGAAUCGUGACCUGGAAAACAUAUCACACGUAUAUUAAGGCUUCUGGAGGGUACCUGGUCUCCUUCCUGGUGCUCUGUCUCUUCUUCCUGAUGAUGGGCAGCUCUGCCUUCAGCACCUGGUGGCUGGGACUCUGGCUAGACAGGGGCUCCCAGGUCAUCUGUGCACCCCAGAGCAAUAGGACAGCCUGCAAUGGUGACCAGACCCUGCAAGACACCGAACACCACAUGUACCAGUUGGUAUACAUAGCAAGCAUGGUGUCUGUGCUGACAUUUGGCAUUAUCAAAGGCAUUACCUUCACCAAAACUACACUGGAGGCAUCCUCCUCGCUCCACAACAGGGUGUUUAACAAGAUCGUCAGGAGUCCAAUGAGCUUUUUUGACACAACCCCCACAGGCCGGCUGAUGAACCGUUUUUCUAAAGAUAUGGACGAGCUGGAUGUGAGGCUGCCAUUUCAUGCAGAGAACUUUCUACAGCAGCUCUUCAUGGUGUUGUUUAUCCUGGUGAUUAUGGCUGCUGUGUUUCCCGUUGUCCUUCUGGUUCUGGCUGGCCUGGCUAUCAUCUUCCUCAUUCUUUUACGCAUCUUCCAUCGAGGAGUUCAGGAGCUCAAGCAGGUGGAGAACAUCAGUCGGUCACCUUGGUUCUCUCACAUCACCUCCUCCAUACAGGGUCUGGGUGUCAUCCAUGCCUACAACAAAAAGAAUGAUUGCAUCAGCAAGUUUAAGACACUGAACGAUGAGAACUCCAGCCACCUCUUGUACUUCAACUGCGCUCUCAGGUGGUUUGCGCUCAGAAUGGAUGUCCUCAUGAACAUCGUCACCUUUGUUGUGGCCUUGUUGGUGACCCUGAGUUUUUCCUCAAUCAGUGCUUCAUCCAAAGGCUUGUCACUGUCCUACAUCAUCCAGCUCAGUGGACUGCUGCAAGUGUGUGUGCGAACGGGAACAGAGACCCAAGCCAAGUUCACCUCCGCGGAGCUGCUGAGGGAGUACAUUUCGACUUGUGUUCCUGAACACACUCACCCCUUCAAAGUGGGGACCUGUCCCAAAGACUGGCCAAGCCGUGGGGAGAUAACUUUCAAGGACUAUCGCAUGAGAUACAGAGACAACACCCCUCUCGUGCUCGAUGGGCUGAACUUGAACAUCCAAAGUGGGCAGACGGUUGGGAUUGUGGGAAGAACAGGUUCUGGAAAAUCGUCACUGGGCAUGGCCCUGUUCCGUCUGGUGGAGCCAGCCUCUGGAACCAUCUUCAUUGACGAGGUGGAUAUCUGCACUGUGGGUUUGGAGGACCUCCGAACCAAGCUGACCAUGAUCCCCCAAGAUCCUGUCCUGUUUGUAGGUACAGUAAGGUUCAACUUGGAUCCCUUGGAGAGUCACACUGACGAGAUGCUGUGGCAUGUGUUGGAGAGAACAUUCAUGAGAGACACAAUAAUGAAACUCCCAGAGAAAUUACAGGCAGAAGUCACAGAAAACGGGGAAAACUUCUCAGUGGGAGAACGCCAGCUGCUUUGUAUGGCCCGAGCACUUCUCCGUAAUUCAAAAAUCAUUCUCCUUGAUGAAGCUACCGCCUCCAUGGACUCCAAGACAGACACUCUUGUUCAAAGCACUGUAAAAGAUGCCUUCAAAAGCUGCACAGUGUUGACCAUCGCCCAUCGCCUAAACACGGUUCUCAACUGUGACCUUGUCCUGGUCAUGGAAAAUGGGAAGGUGAUUGAGUUUGACAAGCCUGAAGUCCUUGCUGAGAAGCCUGACUCUGCAUUUGCGAUGUUACUAGCUGCAGAAGUUCGACUGUAAAGGUCCUGUGGUUGAUUUGAGAGGAGGCAAUGGAUGUGUGAGAGCAGAAGCCUGAAGGCAGAGUCAUGCAGCCCCUGACACAGCCCCUCCCACCCAUGGAGCACAGGGUGAGCGGGGGCUGAGAUGUGUCCCUUGCUCUCUGCAGCCCUUUUGGUCACCUCCUGUGGCAGACUCGGGGUUGGUUCUGGAUGGUGAAGAGUGCAGACAAAGCUGGUAGGUUGGAAGCUGCCUCUCACCUCUGAAAACCCCAGGAGUCCCUCACAUGUUCCCACCAAUACUACAUAAUGCCUGAGAAUGGGAACAUUUUAACUUCCUGGCAAAAACCAGUCAACGCAAACAAUGGGACAACGCCCAAGACUGGAGUUUAUGGAGGAUUUCUCACUUCUGUUGCCAGAAAAGGAAAGAGAAAACUUUUCUUUCUGUUUAACUUCAUUUCACUUUAAUCUCAACUAUGUGAUAAGCUCACAGAUCCACAGCACAAAGACUGAUGAUAGUGUUUGGCCUGAGAUUUUUCAAAGAAAUCAUAUUGUACAUUGCAGUUGAUCUGUUAAAAUAACCAGAAAGCAAAAUUCUGGCGUUUCUGAAUAUAUGACAUUUUUAUAUCUUCUUUAUUGGUCAUUAAAAUGCAAUAAGAAACUAAAUGACCCUGAAAUGUUGCCUUGCAGUGGUCUCACUGAAGAUGUCUCUGUUUGAACUAUUCCUUCCCGUAGACCUUUGCUUCCAUCUCUUUUGGCUCAGUAAUGAAUCUACACAGUUGUUCACCAACCUCAAGUUUUUCUGUGAGGAUUAUAGAAAAGACAUAUCCAGUAGCCCCAGUGUGAGUACUGCUAAUUAGAAUGGCAUUUGUCAUUCUUUGGGGUUGAAGGCCCUCUUUAUAUUUCUGGUGAGCGUGAAAGGUUCUUGUAUUGUUUGAAUGAGGUUCCCUGUACUUUCUUCCCAGUCCUAGGCAACACCUUAGAUAUAACAUACAGCAAUGUGGCCAACAAAGCUCCUCCCGAGUCACACUCUACCCUGUUUCUUGCAAACAUGGAGAAAGACAGUAUCUGGCACUUAGGAACAUUCAGAAAACACUUACGGUGGGCCUAUUAUGUCUGACUUCCAAGUUCACCAGCAUGAUAGAAGAUUAAUCUGGGGAUUCCCAUCACACAAGCUGUGAUGGUUCUUACUGGCUAUCAACUUGGCAGGACCUAGAAUUAUCUAGACAUUGGGGGCAUGUCUGUGAGGGGGUUUGUAGAUUAGGUUAGCUGAGGUGGGAAGAUCUACUCUAAGUGUGGGCGGCAGCAUUUCAUGGGCCGGGGGCUGGGACCGAAUGAAAAGGGGAGCGGUGGCUGGGCACCAGCUUUGGUCUCUGCUUCCCGAUGGCAGACACUCUCUGACCAGCUGCCUCCCAUUCCCACUCUCAUGCCUUCCCCAGCGUGAUACAAGGUACAUUCCCUGAAACUAUACGUCGAAAUAAAUCCUUGAUUCCUCAAGUUGCUUGGUCAAGCAUUUCGUUCACAGCAAUGAGAAAAGGAACUAAUACAGAAAACUAGUACCAAGGGGUGGUACUGCUGUUGUAAGAGGCCUGAUCAUGUCGUUUGUAAGUUUUUGGAACUAGUGUGUGGGAGGACUGUGGAAGGGUCUGGAGUUUGGGGCUAGAGAAACCCUAGAAUGCUGUAACCAGAGUUUAAUGGGACAUCUGGUUGGAGUUUGGAAGACCAGAAUGCCAAAAGAAAUGAGGAAGGUAGAGGCCCCGCUUAUUAAAGCUCAGAGGAGAACUGGACUAGAGGCUGUUCACUGUUUUUGGCAAAUCAUGUCACUGCAUCAUCCUACUUGUGCCCUGAGAACUCAAAUGAAGCUGGAUCAGAAAGUAAAGGACUAAUCUGUUUAGUGAAAAGAAGUUUUAAGAAAGGAUAACAUUGGUCUGAAUUGAGAGAGCCUGAAAUGAAAAUGAUGUUGAAGGAGUUCCCUACUCAAAAACAACAGUCCAGGGAAGUGUUUCUAUGGGAUCAGCACACAGAGGCCUCUGAAACUGAGGCCCAAAGGGGCCAGACUGCAUCUUAAGCUGGUAGCAAGACUUGGCAAUGUUGUUCACAUGGUACCACUUUUCCAUCAUUGAUGGAAGUCAGGGAAGAAACUCAAGGAGAAACAUUGCUUAUUGACUUGUUCUCUGUUGCUUUCUUAUAUAGCCUAGGCCAUCUGCCUUGGGAAGGU
This is a messenger RNA of Peromyscus californicus insignis, 8579 nucleotides long. RefSeq names its product ATP binding cassette subfamily C member 12 (gene Abcc12). Gene Ontology annotation, molecular function: ATP binding; ATP hydrolysis activity; ABC-type transporter activity. Lineage: Eukaryota; Metazoa; Chordata; Mammalia; Rodentia; Cricetidae. The record is from RefSeq and is a predicted model, not a curated record. Gene Ontology annotation, biological process: transmembrane transport. Gene Ontology annotation, cellular component: membrane. The transcript has 30 exons. Bases 2289 to 6386 code for a protein of 1365 amino acids.